AAGACAUACUCAGCGCCACUGAGAAUACAGCACUACACCAGCUACUUCUUUUGCAAAGUCAAGUGUUCAAUCGCUUUAAUUACAAGAAACAUGGAUCGUUGGGUAAACAAAGUUGCUCUGGUAACCGGCGCCAGUUCCGGUAUUGGCAUGGCCAUUGCGGAGGAACUCGUUAGUAAGGGAAUGAAAGUUAUUGGACUUUGUCGUCGUGUCGAGAAAGUUAAAAUGCUUGCCGAGCAAUGGAAAUCGAUGCCCGGAAAACUCUAUCCUCUGCAAUGCGAUCUUGGAAACGAAACGGAAAUCUCCCGGGCUAUGGAAUGGAUUGAGAAGAAUCUGGGAGUUGUUGAGGUACUUAUCAACAAUGCUGCCGUCGACAUGCAUACUAUGUUCCUGGAUGGAACCAUGGAUGAAUGGCGCAAGACCUUUGAUAUAAACGUCCUGGGUCUUACUCAUGUCACCAAAGAAGUUCUGACGCUUAUGAAAAGGAAGGGUAUCGAUCGUGGACAUAUCAUCAAUAUCAAUGACAUUUGGGGACUCAAGGUUCCAAUUACCUGUGAACGUCCUGUCUACGCUCCUUACACCUGCAGUAAAUUCGCUUUGCGUGCUGUUACUGACUGCUUGCGCAUAGAACUUGCUCAUCUCCACUCCAACAUCAAGGUUUCUUGCAUCUAUCCUGGACUCGUCGAGACCGAAAUGACCGCGAACUCCCUCAAGGAACACCCCCGUCUCGCCCUGAAACCCAAGGAUAUUGCUGAAGCUACUCUCUUCAUGCUCCAGACUCCGGAAACUGUUCUAGUCCAGGACAUGGUUGUGACUCCCAUACGUCAGAUGGUCUAAACAGGAAAAUUUAAAAAAUUGUCUUGCCUUGCUGUCAUUGAUAAUUAUGUGCUGUCUAGUCAAAACGAAUGAUACUGAAAAAGUUUAUAAAGUUUUGAAUAAAAGUUUUCUUGAUUGAUA
Cephus cinctus (wheat stem sawfly) is the source of this 954-nucleotide messenger RNA. RefSeq names its product farnesol dehydrogenase. The transcript is spliced from 4 exons. Gene Ontology annotation, molecular function: oxidoreductase activity. The coding region runs from base 91 to 834 and encodes 247 amino acids. The record is from RefSeq and is a predicted model, not a curated record. Lineage: Eukaryota; Metazoa; Arthropoda; Insecta; Hymenoptera; Cephidae.